CGAGCAGUAAAAUUUUGAAUUUCGUUCGCAAAAGGCAGCCAGUCCAGUCCAGUCCAGUCCAAUCCGCAGGAGCUGUAAUCGAAUGGGAGCCAUGUUGGUCAAGGUCUUAAUGCUCGCAUUGCUCGUGGCUCUGAGCCAGGCGAAGCCCCAGCUGUUGGUCACGACGCCAGUGAGUUAUGCCACCGGAGCGGGUGCCUCCUGGCUGGCUCCCUCCUCCGCCGCCUACUAUCCGGCCUAUGCCAGCUAUCCGGCCUACGCGGCGUAUGCGUAUGCACCGGUUUAUGGCGCAUACGCCACGUAUCCCUACUACUCGUAUCUAGGGCGGUGAGUCCUGCUGCUGUUGGCCAACUGGAAUACUCAGUGAAUUUGUAGGUAUUCCACAUUUUUGUGUACAUUGGUUUUUGUUAAAAGUGCAGUUACUGCAAGCAGUGUGAUUGGAUUUAUAAACGUAACCUGAUUGUAAGAAAUGAAUAACUUUUUUGUUUGGUAAAUAUAAAUUAUUACUUCAACGGAUUGUAAAUGCGUUGGAGGUAUUACUAAUAUAACAUUUGAAGAGUGCCUUGUAAAAUUGCUGUUCUUAAGAUUUAGUAGGCAAAUCUACAGCCUUCUUUUAAAAUUUAAAAUUGGCCCGCCU
Messenger RNA from Drosophila erecta, 634 nucleotides. RefSeq lists its product as uncharacterized. The transcript is spliced from 2 exons. Lineage: Eukaryota; Metazoa; Arthropoda; Insecta; Diptera; Drosophilidae. The record is from RefSeq and is a predicted model, not a curated record. The coding region runs from base 83 to 328 and encodes 81 amino acids.